AUGAUGCCGAAACGUUCACGACUGGGUGACGUCCGCGGGCCGAUUUCGAACGGACCGAUGCAGUCCCGGCCGCUGGUGGCGCUGCUCGACGGGCGCGACUGCUCGAUCGAGAUGCCCAUCCUGAAGGAUGUGGCCACGGUUGCAUUCUGCGAUGCACAGAGCACAUCAGAGAUUCACGAAAAAGUAUUAAACGAAGCCGUUGGCGCGCUGAUGUGGCACACAAUCAUUCUGACGAAGGAGGAUCUGGAAAAGUUCAAAGCGCUCCGGAUAAUCGUCCGGAUUGGGAGCGGCGUCGACAACAUUGACGUGAAGGCAGCCGGCGAGCUCGGUAUCGCCGUGUGCAACGUGCCCGGCUACGGCGUGGAGGAAGUCGCCGACACGACGAUGUGCUUGAUCCUGAACCUGUACCGGCGGACCUACUGGCUGGCCAACAUGGUGCGAGAAGGCAAGAAAUUCACCGGCCCCGAGCAGGUUCGAGAUGCAGCGCAGGGAUGUGCCAGAAUACGCGGGGACACGCUCGGACUGGUUGGGCUGGGCCGCAUCGGCAGUGCCGUCGCGCUGCGAGCGAAAGUAUUCGGCUUCAACGUGAGCUUCUACGAUCCGUACCUGCCGGACGGGAUCGAGAAAUCGCUCGGGCUCAACCGCGUCUACACCCUGCAGGAGCUGCUGUUCCACUCCGAUUGCGUUUCGCUGCACUGUACAUUAAAUGAACAUAAUCAUCACCUUAUCAAUGAGUUUACGAUUAAACAGAUGAGACCCGGUGCAUUCCUGGUAAAUACGGCCCGCGGUGGCCUGGUCGAUGACGAGGCCCUUGCAAUCGCGCUGAAGCAGGGCCGAAUCCGGGCGGCAGCCCUAGACGUUCAUGAGAAUGAGCCAUAUAAUGUAUUUCAGGGUGCACUGAAGGACGCCCCGAAUCUGCUCUGCACGCCACACGCUGCCUUCUACAGCGAAGCGGCAACGACGGAACUGCGCGAAAUGGCGGCCAGCGAAAUCCGGCGGGCGAUCAUUGGCAAUAUACCGGAGUGUCUCCGAAACUGCGUGAACAAGGAGUACUUCCUGCGCUCGUCGACAGGCGGUGGAGCCGGCGGAUAUUCAGAAGCUGGUAUAAAUGGCGGCUAUUAUUCAGGUGGAUUACAGCAAGCCCAUAGUACAACACCGCUCGAGGCACCACACAGUGCAGGAUCGCAUGCGCCACCCAGCGGCGGCGGUCCCCCGCCACCGGCCGUUGCCGUACUACCGCCUGUUUCCGCUGUUACAGCGCCACCACCACAAGAGAUCGCUGCGAAGCUCUUGUCGGGAAACACAAUGUGAGCGGCAGCAGCGUGUGUGCGCGCAAGAACCGAAUAAUUGUGAGGUAAAAAUAGGCGAUGCCACGAAAGCGUGAAAUAAAACCCGGAAAAACGCGUAAAAGGAAGGCAGGGAGAGCGAGAGAAAAACAAAACGAAAAACACUAUUUCAAAAUCAAUGAAAAAUCAGCAAUUGUGAGCAGCGCGCGCGCUAGUAAGAAGUAAGUGAAAGGAACAAAAGUGCAAGCGCGGGUGGACACUUAUUCGAGGUAGAGGAUGGGGAAACGGGCACAUACACAAACACAAGAAAAGAAAAGAAAAAAAAGUGAAGCAAGAAAGGUUGGAAUAUAGACGUUAGCACUUAAGCAGUAAAGUAAGGAAAACGCUCGUGAAAAGAAGCAAAAAGGAGCAAUCAUCUGCGUAACCGAAAACACGGUGAGACGCUGAUGGAGGCGCGCGCAGCGGCACGGCGAAGUGAGGAACAAUUAAAAUUAUAAAAGCGUUUAAAAAAAAACACUAAAAAGAAGCGAAUGAAAAGUGGAUACAACAAAACAAAUUAAGGCAAAUAUUAUGGCGGAAACGCGCGCGCG
Messenger RNA from Anopheles nili, 1876 nucleotides. It is a transcript of the gene CtBP, whose product is annotated as C-terminal-binding protein. Lineage: Eukaryota; Metazoa; Arthropoda; Insecta; Diptera; Culicidae. The record is from RefSeq and is a predicted model, not a curated record. The transcript has 7 exons. Gene Ontology annotation, molecular function: NAD binding; oxidoreductase activity, acting on the CH-OH group of donors, NAD or NADP as acceptor; transcription corepressor activity. The coding region runs from base 1 to 1311 and encodes 436 amino acids.